GAGGCCGCCAAUCAGAAGGUUGGAGGCAGCGAUUUUGGCAGGCGGAGAUGGAGACGGGGAGAAAAGUGCCCGUAGUCUCGUGGCCCCUGGCGCUCUCCGGGUAUGUCCAGCCGCCGAGCAGAGGCGGCAGCGCGCCCAGCCUCUGGAGAGAGCGCCGCUGCUUCCGCGCCCGUCGGAGGGGCCGCUCGGCCACCCGGCCGCCCCUCAUGGGACCACCGCGGGGCGAUGCACCCUCGCAGUGAGCUCUGCGAGGCCCGUCCGGGGCGCGCCGUCAGGGAAGGCUCCCUGGAAGAGGCAGCGAGAGCGGGGUGCCCCUGCCCGGACCCGAGCAGGGCGCAGGCAUGCGGCAGCUGAGUCGCCGCUGCUGCUGAGGAGGGCAGGAUGGAACCCUCGGGCCUGGAGCUGCUGGAGGGGACCGUCCACACGCCGCCGCCGCCGCCGCCCCAAGAGCCCAUCCGCUUCGGCAUCGACCAGAUCCUCGGCUGUUCGCAGCAGCAGCAGCAGCAGCAGCAGCAGCAGCAAGGCGCUUGCGGAGCUGCCGUCGGGGCCCUCGGGGAGCCCGACCUGGCACUCUACGGCGGCGGUUACGGAGCAGAAUACAACCCGGCCUGCUCGCUGGGUGCUUACGGACUUCCCAGGGCAGCGGCUGGCAGCAGCGGCGGCGGCGGAGUUAUCCGAGUGCCCGCGCACAGGCCAGUGCCCUCCGCAGCGGCCCAUCCCCAGCCGGGGGGAGCUGGCCUCACCUUUCCCUGGAUGGAGAGCAACAGGCGCUUGACCAAGGACCGGAUCGCAGCCGCCCUGCCGCCUUUCUCCGUCGCCCGGCGCAUAGGCCACCCCUACCAGAACCGCACGCCGCCCAAGCGCAAGAAGCCGCGCACCUCCUUCUCCCGGGCGCAGAUCUGCGAGCUGGAGAAGCGCUUUCACCGGCAGAAGUACCUGGCAUCCGCCGAACGAGCCGCUUUGGCCAAAGCGCUCAAGAUGACCGACGCCCAAGUCAAAACCUGGUUCCAGAACCGCCGCACCAAGUGGAGGCGGCAGACGGCCGAGGAGCGCGAGGCGGAGCGCCAGCAGGCCAACCGGCUGAUGCUGCAUCUCCAACAAGAGGCCUUCCAGAAGAGCCUGGGGCAGCAGCCACUGCAGCAGGACCCGCUCUGCCUGCACAACUCCUCGCUCUUCGCCCUGCAGAACCUGCAGCCCUGGGCCGAGGAGCACAAGGUCACAUCCGUCUCCGGGGCGGCGGCCCUGGUGUGAGCGGAGCGCCAGAGAGACGGACCCGCGAGCUCAUGGGCGCGGAAGGGCGCCACGGACUGGCCGAAAAGCCUUUUCCUCACGCGGAGCGCCGCUCGGUGCUGUGACCUCACCCUGGAGAGGCAUCACCAGGCAGCCACCC
Messenger RNA from Lacerta agilis (Sand lizard), 1390 nucleotides. It is a transcript of the gene TLX2, whose product is annotated as T cell leukemia homeobox 2. Bases 382 to 1251 code for a protein of 289 amino acids. Gene Ontology annotation, cellular component: nucleus. The transcript has 3 exons. Lineage: Eukaryota; Metazoa; Chordata; Lepidosauria; Squamata; Lacertidae. Gene Ontology annotation, molecular function: RNA polymerase II cis-regulatory region sequence-specific DNA binding; DNA-binding transcription factor activity, RNA polymerase II-specific. The record is from RefSeq and is a predicted model, not a curated record. Gene Ontology annotation, biological process: animal organ development; regulation of transcription by RNA polymerase II.